Messenger RNA from Ochlerotatus camptorhynchus, 6493 nucleotides. RefSeq names its product cadherin-88C (gene Cad88C). The transcript has 14 exons. Gene Ontology annotation, biological process: homophilic cell-cell adhesion. NCBI's taxonomy places the organism in Eukaryota, Metazoa, Arthropoda, Insecta, Diptera, Culicidae. The coding region runs from base 551 to 6472 and encodes 1973 amino acids. Gene Ontology annotation, cellular component: plasma membrane. Gene Ontology annotation, molecular function: calcium ion binding. The record is from RefSeq and is a predicted model, not a curated record.
GUGGUUAAACGUACUUUCGACCCGCGCGCGCGCAAACUUCACGCUUACAUGAGUGCAGUAGCCGACAAAAUAAAACAAUAACAGUUGGAAGAAUAAUUCUCUUUAGGGUAUGUUUCAAAUUAGAGUAAAAGUUACCUUCGCCAUGGUUCAGUGAGAAAAAAGUCACCUAAGGUUACAUGUAUACACAUGACCGGCAUCCGUAUUGUUGUUUCAGUGAGUGUGAAAAACCUUUGAAAAAAGGGAAGUGAUUUUAAUUUGAAUGUUUGGUUUGUUACUGCUUUGGUGAUGUUGUACUUUUUUGUUUUAUUUGCAACUGUGGGAUUGCAUGCUGUUGUGAUACCAGAUUUUUUUUCUUGUUGUGACUCAUCGCCGGAGCUGUUAGCGGAAAGUUUAAACCAUUUGUAUGUCUGCUGAAAACACGGAACUUGUGACUUUCUUAUUGCCACUAUGAUUUGUUCUUUUUUAGAACAGAAAUGGAUUUAUUGAUUAACUCAGUAGUAAAACAUCCAGGCUGAUUCUCUGUGGUGAUGAAAAUGUGCCUCCGUCAACAAUGGACAGCAUCGCCGUACAUUCUACAAUGUCGACAAUCGUUCCUGAUCUCUACGAAUUUGCGGUCAGAAAACGAAAAGGAUCUUUCUAUAAAUUUCGAAGAGUACGAUUAAAGCAGAUAUUUGAUUGUUUGUCAGUGGUUAUAGCGUUAGUACUUAUUCCAAUAGUGUCAUGUAACCGUCCACCUAGAUUUUUGAUCGACGGUCAUUCAGAAAUAGUUUUAAGGCUAAAAGAAGGACCCGAAACUCCUGUCGGUACCCUUAUAUACAAAUUGAAAGGUUACGAUCCCGAUGGUGAUCCACUCACAUUCGGUGUGCGAGAAUCAAUAGAUAGUGAUGUGAUAAGAGUCGAGCGUAGUGGUGUAAAUGAAGCCAAUGUCUAUUUGAACAAAGAGCUUGAUAGGGAAUCAAAAGAUGAGUACUCAUUAAUUUUAACGCUUAGUGAUGGUCGUUUGGGGGACUUUUCCGUUACCCAAAGUUUGUUGCUGCUGGUGGAAGAUGUUAACGAUAAUGAGCCUAUAUUCAAGCCAUUCACAUCAGCAGUGGAAGUGUCAGAAGAUAGCCUACCGGGGAUUAUCGCUACGAUUGAAGCAACCGACCGCGACGAAGGAGCAUAUGGCCAAGUGGUUUACUACUUGGAGGAACUGGAUGGAGAUAACGAUGUGUUCACCAUAUCUACCACAUAUGGAAAAGGGAUUAUUCGGUUAGUUGGCUCACUGGAUUAUGAGAGAAAAGGUUUAUAUCAACUGCGUGUCCUGGCAAAGGACAGAGCCAACCAGGGAAGAACCAACACAGGUACAGCUGCCUUACUCGUCCAAGUUAAAGAUGUGGAAGAUCAACCGCCCGAAUUCAUCGUAGCAUCGUCAGUUCUCCGGGUUUCAGAAGAUGCACCAGCUGGAACCAUCGUUACUCAAGUCAAGGCUAUAGAUGGUGACCGAGGCGUCAAUAACCGUGUUCGUUAUUCAAUAUCGACAAACAUGAGCAUUCCUUUCAAAAUAGAUGAAAAUCUGGGUACAAUUGUGACUACAACGAAACUUGAUCGAGAAGAUGCCAGGAACCGUGCCAAUGCAGCCUAUAUUCUCAAAAUAGUUGCAAUGGAAAGAGAUUCGAAAAUUAAGCCAGCUCCAUCGGUUAGAACGGAAAUCACAAUCAUCAUCACCGAUGUCAAUGAUGAGACCCCUACAUUCAGAAACCACUCGUAUGAAUGUGAAAUCAACGAAAAUGCGCAGCAAAAUACUCCCGUAUCGUUUAUUGGGUUCUCCAGGAAUGAAGUUUUCGAUUACGACCAAGGACAUAACGGCACAUUCGAUCUCUAUUUAGAACCUAACAAUGGUUUGUUCGAAAUUUCACCCAGUAGAGCAGUUAACGAGGCAACGUUUAUCCUUCGUGUGAGAGAUCCAGAUUUGCUAGACUAUGAGAAGGUGAGAUCAAUGAAUUUUACGAUUCAUGCCAGAGAAAUAGCAUCGGAGGGAAAACAUACCAUGGCAAACAUUAUGGUUCACGUUAGAGAUCAAAAUGACAACUUUCCAGAAUUUUCUAAGGCUGUGUACGAGUGUUAUCUUCCUGAGAACAGUGGAGUAGGAGCUCUGCUGACGCAGGUUCAGGCUGUUGAUGUCGAUUCGGGUGAUUUUGGGACAAGUGGCAUACGAUUUAUUAAUUUAUCUGGCAGUAUAGCGGACCUGUUGGCACUGAAUCCACUUACUGGUGUCAUUAAAAUAAAAUCACCCGGAGGACAUGCUCUGGAUCGGGAAAUAGUGCAAAAACAUUACUUAACGAUCGAAGCGAGGGAUAAUUUGGGAAGAGGAAAUCGAAAUACGGUUCAACUGGUCGUGCACAUUUUAGACGUUAAUGACAACGCACCAUUGUUUCUACAAAGUACAUAUGAGGCCCGCUUAAUGGAGAAUAAGCUUUCAUUUGAAACGCCGCUAGUUUUGGAAGCCCGGGAUGCUGAUUUAAAUGGAACGAAAAAUAGUGAAAUCAAAUUUGACAUUAUUGAAGGACAGUUCAGAGAAAACUUCACCAUUAAUAUGAAGACAGGCCACCUUACCCCCGUAACUCCUAUUGAUUUUGAGCUUCUUACUAGCGGCACGUUCAACAUAAGACCAAUAUAUCUUACCGUGUUGGCAUCGGACGGUGGAGUUCCAAAGUUGAGUUCAAAAGUUUCGGUGAUAAUUUAUGUUCAGGAUGUGAACGAUUAUGCUCCUCAAUUUCUACACUCGGUGUACACUCAAUCUGUUCCAGAGAACUUACCAAGUGGCAGCCACAUUGUGGAAGUCAAAGCCAUAGACAAAGAUGGAUCAUCACCGAAUAAUUUCAUUGUUUAUAGGAUACAUAGCGGAGCGAGUGACAAAUUCGUUAUCAGUCCGGAUACUGGGGUUAUUUCAGUCGCCACAGGGGCUACUUUAGAUCCAGAUAUGACAGAUCCUAAAGCAACGGAGUAUUCUCUUAGUGUGCUGGCAUUAGACGGAGGAAUAGGUGAACAGCAGUUACAAACCUACUGCAAGGUGAAUAUAACAAUCAACGAUGUGAAUAACAAAUCACCAUAUUUCUUGGAUCCUGGAACCAUAUCAAUCCGAGAAAACACGCCAGUCGGAACGUAUGCAUAUAGAUUAAUAGCCAACGAUCUGGAUAAAGAUCCCAUUCUUCGAUACUACAUGGACAACAACAGUUCGGAAGCUAGAUCGGAAGAAGGAGGACUGGUGAAAUUAAGCGAGUAUGACUUUUUAUCAGCAUUUAUGUUGAAUUCCACGGAUGGAUUGAUAAGGGUAAUAAAACUUCUCGACCGCGAGAAAGUCGAGGUCAUCAAGUUAGGAUUUAUUGUUGAGGACAUUGCGGCUGAAUCCGGAAAGCAGACGGCAACAACCACGCUAACCAUCCUGAUAGAGGAUGAGAAUGAUAAUAAUCCGAAAUUUAAAAACUCUUUCUAUAAGCGUUCCAUUCCGGAGAACAGUCCACACGGUGUAACGAUUAUGAGCGUGGUUGCCUACGAUAUGGACAAAAAUAAAACCAUCCGUUACAGUCUUGAAGGACCAAAGGAAAUAACUGAUCUACUUCAUCUCGAUGCGGAAACUGGAGAAGUUGUGGUAGCCAACAAGAUCGAUUACGAAAUAUUUCCAUGGUUGAACUUUACCGUGAGGGCUACUGAUUCUGGCUAUCCAUCUAGGUCAACAUUGGCGGAAGUAUUUAUUCAGGUCAUCGACGAAAACGAUAAUAAUCCAUACUUUCCAACUGACGCCACAAAUCUCACAGUAUAUGAAAAUUCGCCAAUUGGAACGAGGAUUGCAAUCAUACAAGCACUCGAUCCAGAUUCUGGAGCGUUCGGUAGAGUUACGUAUCUGAUUGAUAGGGUGAGCGCCAGUGGAAAAUUUUCUAUUGAUCCGGAUACUGGUUUGCUAGUCGUAGCAGAUUACUUGGAUCGAGAAAAGAAAGAUUCAUACAUGGUAGUGAUUGAGGCUUGGGAUAACUACCAAUUUGGAUAUCUGAGUGGUGAAAGUCGAAACGCUUUCAAGCAAAUAUUCAUUUCCAUUCUUGACGAGAACGACAACUCCCCAAAAAUACAAGCACCUGACGGAUGCGUCCAAGUCACUGAGUUUCAUGAUGUUCGAGAGCCAUUAUUGGUGCUGAAGGCUACUGAUGCUGAUGACCCAAAGACAGGAAACGGCCUAAUUGGAUUUGAUAUCAUCGAUGUUGCUGGAAUGGAUAUAUUUUUUCUAAAGCAAAGGGAGAGAGGUGUGGCUGAAAUAUAUUCGGGUCGGUCACUAAACAAUCUUUAUGGAAACUAUUCCCUGCUUGUAAUGGCCAGGGAUGAAGGAAGUCCACCGAAUACUGUCAACGAAAAAAUCGAUAUCUGUGUGUUAGAUUUCAACGAUCACGCUCCGGAGUUUGUUUCUCCAUCCAGCAACGUAACUAUUCGUAUUCCAGAGAAUGCAACUGUUGGAACGAACAUUAUACAAGUCAUGGCCAAGGAUGGUGAUAUAGGCCCUAAUGCAGCAGUGAAGUACCGUUUCAAACCCGAUCCAAUGGGCAAUUAUCGGUCGUUCUCGAUUGAUGAAGACACUGGAUCAAUCACGCUCAAACUGCAUCUUGAUCGAGAACGUCAGAAGGUACAUGAGCUACGAGUCGAAGCGUACGACCAAGGAAUUCCUACACCACUAAGUUCUGAUUUGGACCUGACCAUUUAUGUUCGAAAUGUCAACGAUUAUGAGCCGCAGUUUUUAGUAGAAGAGAUAACGGUGAAUUUCACCGAACAUGCUAAACCUGGCACGGAACGAAGACAAUUGCCGGAUACGAUCGAUCGAGACGAAGUUGAUGAUUUAGAUGAUCCACCGACUACUGUGUGCUACUUUAUUGUUCAUGGCAAUGAAAAUGGGUAUUUUUAUUUGGAUCCUCAUACUCAUAUUCUGACGGUGACAAAAGAGCUUGAUAGGGAAACCAAAUCCAAUCACACGCUCAUUGUAAAAGCGACAGAGGACUGCAUCAAUACGCCACCGAGCAUAAGUCUUAGCCGGCCGGAAGCUGUCGCUCUUCAGAGGAUACCGUUCAACAAUCAUCAAAGGACAACUAGACCGACGACGGUGGUGAACCAAUAUGUCAAUAUUUAUGAACGUUAUAAGAAGUCGCGCAGUCUAGAUGCUCCACCAAGAGGCGAUAAUAAUCGUAUUGCGGAGGUAGAAGUGGGAAGACAAGCUGCAGAAUCAACAUCUCUUCUUGCGCCAUACUUUGAAAAAUAUACGGGGGAGUUAUUUUACCACAAUGACAACACGCUGGUACGGAUUCUUGUUAACGUGCAAGACAUCAACGAUAAUCCACCGGUGUUUAUACAAAAGAUUUUCACCGGUGGGGUCACCACUUCGACAGUGUUCGGAACUCAAUUUAUGAUGCUUACGGCCAUCGAUCGCGAUGACGGUGUUCACGGUCAGAUAAGCUACUACCAAAUUGGUGAAAUCAAAAAAACACUAACUGAAGGAUUGGAAAAUGUGCAAAAACCACCGUUUCUGGUCGACCGCCGAACCGGAGCUGUUCAAUUAAAUUUCGACCCACAAAAGGGCAUGAAAGGCUAUUUCGACUUUAAAGCUUUAGCCAACGACAGCGCCGGUCACACAGACGAGGCUCAUGUAUUCAUCUACCUGCUGAGAGAGGAUCAAAGAGUAAAGUUUGUCCUUCGUUUGCAACCAACAGAAGUGCGGGAGAAAAUUUUCACUUUUCGAGACGUGCUGAGUGACGUGAGUAGCAGUAUCGUAAACAUUGACGACUUUAGAAUACAUGAAAAUCGAGACGGGUCCGUGGACAAAACUAAGACUGACUUGUAUCUUCAUCUGGUGAACCGGCAGGAUAAUUCGAUUUUGGAGGUUUCGGAUGUAUUAAAAAUUGUAGACCAAAAUAUCGAAAAGUUGGACGAGCUGUUCAAAGAAUUCAACGUUCUGGACACCCAGGCAUCAGAGGCCUCAUUUUUCGUGGCAGAGUUAUCGGGCACACCGGUGGUAGUAUGGUUAUUCGUGUCCAAUUUGUUUAUCGGAGCACUACUGACGGUUGUGUUAGGAUUGUGUGCCUCGCAACGUGCAAGCUAUAGGCGACAGUUGCGGGCUGCUCGUGUUGCCAAUUACGCAGUAGCCCAUUCGGAUUUGGUGUCGCGAGGUGCUUUGAAUUCAGUACCUAAUACAAACAAGCACAGUAUUGAGGGCAGCAACCCAAUUUGGAUGAAAGCAUACGAAAACGAGUGGUUCAAAAAUGAUGACGAUCUCACUAAGAACAUUUCCGGACCAGAAUCGAUGGACGACAACAUCAUAAACACAGAUGAUUACGUAUCAAAAAUGUAUAACACGGACAGGUAUGAUAUCGUGAAGCAGUACAAUUUAUAUUCUCAGAUUGAUAAGCUAACAAAUGGGAACAUACUCACCAAAAAACUGGAAACUACGGAGCUUUAAUUUUUAUGAGGUAUGGUAAAA